AUGAAUGCCGGGGCGCUGCGACGAGCGCUGCCUGCCAGGCUAGCAGCCAGCAGCUCGCAAGAAUCUGCAGUCUCGAGUCGAGCUCUGUCGCAACACUUCCCGAAGCCCGAAUCUCUGCUGCAGCAGCCGCAUUUCCUUCGCCCGUCGAUUUCUGGUUCGCGCAAUCUGCCCUCUUUCACCCCUGCCGGCUUCCAUACGCUGGCUGGGUCGCUACGUCUAUCUCAGGUACAACAAACUCAGUCUCUAUCGCAUUCGGCCACUGGAGGCCUGUCAACCUCGGGCCAUGGACGCAUACUGCAACUAGCUCGCCAAUUCUCCAGCACGUCUUUCGCUGCGCGGGAAGUCCAAUCAAAUACCGGAAAUGCGACUCGGCAAACGCUGGAGCCUACAAGGCAGACAAAGGACACGGAUGAGGACGAAGCCAACCAGGAAUUUCAGAAAAGCGAACGGGCAGCCAAUGCGGCGCAAGUCAAUCUAUCUGCUAGGUUAUCUAAAGAGGGCACGCCCAAGUCGAAGGCUGGCUUUAAGGAAAUAUGGAGGUUGCUCUCGAUUGCCAAGCCCGAGGCUCGGUGGUUGGGCCUGGCUUUCUUCUUCCUCAUGAUCUCUUCUGGUGUUACCAUGUUGAUACCAUUUUCCGUUGGUCGCAUCUUGGAUAUCUCGACAAAGGGCAACAUCGAUGAUGUUAACAUCUUUGGUCUCUCCUUGAACCAGUUUUUCAUGGCCCUUGGUGGCGUUCUCACACUCGGAGCCAUGACCAGCUUUGGACGAGUCAUUCUGCUGCGUAUCAUCGGAGAGAGAGUCGUCGCCAGAUUACGAUCCCAGCUUUACAGGAAAACCUAUGUUCAAGAUGCUGAAUUUUUCGACGCCAAUCGAGUUGGUGAUCUCAUCUCACGACUUGGUUCCGAUUCCGUCAUUGUUGGCAAAUCAAUUACUUCCAACCUGAGUGAUGGACUUCGAGCAAUCUUCAGCGGCGGUGCUGGAUUCGCAAUCAUGAUCUGGACGAGUGCCAAACUUACCGGCAUCUUGUGUCUCAUGUUCCCACCCAUUGCUAUUGGCGCCUUCUUUUACGGACGAGCGAUUCGAAAUGUGAGCAGGUCGAUACAGAAAAAUCUCGGUACCUUGACAAAGAUUGCGGAAGAACGACUUGGAAAUAUCAAGACCAGCCAGGCAUUUGUUGGAGAGGUUCAAGAAGUUGGGCGGUACAACAGACAGGUCCGCAGGAUCUUUGCUCUUGGCAAAAAGGAGUCCCUCAUUGCUGCAACCUUCUUCGCUUCAACGGGCUGGGCUGGUAACAUGACGAUUCUGGCCAUGUUAGUUGUCGGUGGGAAUUUGGUGAGGUCCGGUGCCAUGUCUCUGGGAGAUUUGACUUCUUUCAUGAUGUAUACUGCAUUUGCGGGCUCCAGUCUGUUUGGUCUCUCAGGCUUCUACUCAGAACUCAUGAAGGGCGUUGGUGCCGCAAGUCGAUUGUUCGAAUUACAGGAUCGGAAACCCACCAUUCACCAGACGGUCGGAUCCCCCGUUAAGUCAGCUCAGGGCACCAUUCGAUUUUCCGACGUUCAUUUUGCCUACCCAACCAGGCCUGCAGUGAAGAUUUUCAACGGCUUGGAUUUCGAAAUUGCGUCUGGUAGCAAUGUCUGCGUCGUUGGGCCAUCAGGAGGCGGCAAAUCGACAGUUGCGUCAUUGCUCUUGCGAUUCUACAACCCUACAUCCGGAUCUAUUACCAUCAACGGUGUCGAUGUCUCAACAAUGAACAUCAAGUCGCUGAGACGGCGCAUUGGUGUUGUGUCUCAAGAGCCCGUACUGUUCUCAGGCACCAUUGCUGAAAACAUCGCAUAUGGCAGGCCACAUGCAAGUCGCGCGGAAAUUAUUUCGGCAGCCAGGAGAGCAAACUGCACAUUUAUCAGUGAUCUGCCUGAAGGCCUUGAAACACAGGUCGGCGCCCGAGGAUCCCAGCUUUCCGGCGGUCAAAAGCAGCGCAUUGCCAUUGCUAGGGCACUGCUCAAGGACCCUGAUAUUUUGAUUCUUGACGAGGCCACUUCAGCUCUGGAUGCAGAGUCCGAGACAUUGGUAAAUGAAGCUCUUGCGGGGCUGCUCCGCGGACACAACACCACUAUAUCCAUUGCGCACCGACUGUCUACGAUCAAGAGGUCCGAUCUCAUCAUUGUGCUGAACAAGGACGGAAAGGUGGCUGAAAUUGGCAGCUAUGUCAAGCUUGCUGCUGAUAAAGAAAGCGCCUUUAGCAAACUGAUGGAGUGGCAGAUGAGUGGUGGCGAGAUCCCGGAGAAGCGGCCAUCCACAGAGGCCACUUCCCACAUUACAGAAUUUGAGGAGAUUGAGGAUGAUCUUGCCAGAGAUGAAGACGCUGAGAGAUUCGUGGACGAAGGUGAAGAGGCGAACAGAGAAAAGGCUGCUCUGCCAUCAGAAGAUAAAGGAAGAAGCCCUUGA
This is a messenger RNA of Trichoderma breve, 2445 nucleotides long. Its product is annotated as ABC transporter transmembrane region domain-containing protein. Gene Ontology annotation, cellular component: membrane. Gene Ontology annotation, biological process: transmembrane transport. Lineage: Eukaryota; Fungi; Ascomycota; Sordariomycetes; Hypocreales; Hypocreaceae. Gene Ontology annotation, molecular function: ATP hydrolysis activity; ATP binding; ABC-type oligopeptide transporter activity. Bases 1 to 2445 code for a protein of 814 amino acids. The record is from RefSeq and is a predicted model, not a curated record. The transcript has a single exon.